Molecule: messenger RNA, 2188 nt
Organism: Phyllostomus discolor (pale spear-nosed bat)
Lineage: Eukaryota; Metazoa; Chordata; Mammalia; Chiroptera; Phyllostomidae
Gene: TRIM38
Product: tripartite motif containing 38
Exons: 7
Coding region: 489-1889 (466 amino acids)
Molecular function (GO): zinc ion binding; protein binding
Source: RefSeq, a predicted model, not a curated record
UCCCAAGGGGAAUGGCGGCCAAAGCAGAAAGGCCUUCCUUGGGAGGCUGGGAACCGUGCGGCCCCGGACCUCAGACGCUCCGCGCUGGGGCUCCGGAGCUGCUCGCCCCCGCCGCAUUAGUCUGUCCCCUGUGCCGCCGCCGCUCCCCUCCCUGGCAGCACCGGCUGAGUAUGAAAGACACGGGGCGAUUUCCUGGUUUCCCCCCAAAACCGCCCAGGGCCCCGCCCCCGCCGCAGUUUCACUUUUGAGUUCACCUCCGCCCGCCCGGGACUCGGCGCGGCGCUCGCAGCGGCGGGACUCCAGCGAAAGCGCGACUCGGUGGUGGCCGAGAGAGGAGACUGCGAGACCCGUGGGGGCCAGUGGCAGCCCCCAGUGGCAGCCGGGGGCGCCCCUCGGGAGCCGGGGCGGAGCGUUUCCUUCGCUGUGGAGAACUCUUGGCCCCGCGUCCCUGACCCCAGACCUCGUGUCGGCGCCGUGCGGGGAGAGCCAUGGCCUCGGCCACAAGCAGCAAGAAGAUGAGGGAGGAGGCCACCUGCUCCAUCUGCCUGAACCUGAUGGUGGAGCCCAUGAGCAUCAGCUGCGGACACAGCUACUGCCAGGCCUGCAUCCUGCGCUUCCUGGACAACCAGCCGCGCCCGCCGCCGGCCCUGCCCCAGGUCUCCCCCUGCCCCCAGUGCCGCGCGCCGUUCCAGCGGGCCAGCCUGCGGCCCAACAAGCAGCUGGGCGGCCUCAUCGAAGCCCUCAGGGAGAUGGACUGCGACGUGUGCUGCGAGGAGCACAACGAGCGGCUGCAGCUGUUCUGCGAGGACGAGGGCCAGCUCAUCUGCUGGCGCUGCGAGCGGGCCCCGCGGCACCAAGGGCACAGCACCGCGCUCGUGGAGGACGUGUGCCCCGGCUACAAGGAAAAGCUGCAGAAAGCCAUGACCAAACUGAGGCAGCUGGAAGAGGAGUGCGUGCACCAGAAGGCGUCCAGGGGGAAGCAGAUAACAGAGUGGAACGAGAUGAUCAGUGUUAAGAGACAGAAGAUCCAGUUCGACUUCAGGAACCUGCACAGCUUCCUGGAGGAGGAGGAGAAGUGGUACCUGUGGAAGCUGGACCGAGAGAAGGAGCAGACUCUGAAGAGGCUGAGGGAGAGCGAGGCCAAGCUGGGGCAGAAGAGACACCAGCUGGAGAGCCACAUCCUGGAGCUGGAGGAGCGGUGCCAGGGCUCGGCGCAGAAGCUGCUGCAGGACGUGAAGGCCACGCUGAGCAGGAGUCAGGCCGUGCAGCUGGAGGCCCCGGACACCGUCUCCUUGGAGGUUCGGACCGAGUGCGACGUUUCGAAGCGUUACUUCGACGUGAAGAAGCUGUUGAGGAGCCAUCAAGUGAGCGUGGUUCUGGAUCCAGACACGGGGCAUCGGGAGCUGAUUGUAUCUGAGGAUCGGAGACAGGUGACCCGGGGGUGCCCCCAGGACAGUCUGGACGUGUCUCCCAGGAGGUUCACCGCCGCGCCCUGCAUCCUGGGCCGCGAGAGCUUCACCUCGGGGCGGCACUACUUCGAGGUGGACGUGGGAGAAGGGACCGGGUGGGACGUCGGCGUCUGCCUGGAGAGUGUGCAGAGGGACGCGGCCCUGAAGCAGGAGCCCCAGGCCGGCUUCUGGGCUCUCCGGCUGUGCGCCAAGGACGGCUACGUGGCGCUGACCUGGCCCCGCACGCCCCUGCGCCUGGGGGAGCAACCCCUGGUGGUCGGGGUGCUCCUGGACUGCGAGGCCGGAGUCGUCUCCUUCUACAGCGUGACCUCGGGCUCCCGCAUCUUCACCUUCCCCAAGGCCUCCUUCUCGGACGCGCUGCGGCCCUACUUCCAGGUCUACCCCUACUCCCCCUUGUUCCUGCCUCCGCUGGACGCGUGAGGACGGGAGCAGCGUCCUGGGCUGCACCUGCUGGAGAGACUGUGAGGCCGGGAGGGAGUGCUCUGGCCUGUGUGCUUCCCUGCUGUGCCCGGGUCCCCAGCGCGGGGCCCGGCUCUUGUGGGUCCUCACCAGUCUGCCUCGCAUGAAGGGCCUCAGAGAACGAGAGCCCCACUGACGGCCAGUCUGAGCCUGACCUCCGCAGCCCCGUCGGUAGACUCUGAGCUUUGGUUUCCGCAGUCUGUGGGAGGCGCGGAGGUCAGGAGGUCCAAGUGCUCCUGUUUUUUUUUUUUUCCUUUUCU